Cyanidioschyzon merolae strain 10D is the source of this 1548-nucleotide messenger RNA. RefSeq lists its product as hypothetical. NCBI's taxonomy places the organism in Eukaryota, Rhodophyta, Bangiophyceae, Cyanidiales, Cyanidiaceae. The record is from RefSeq and is a predicted model, not a curated record. Gene Ontology annotation, biological process: rRNA processing; DNA-templated DNA replication. The transcript has a single exon. Gene Ontology annotation, cellular component: nuclear pre-replicative complex. The coding region runs from base 1 to 1548 and encodes 515 amino acids. Gene Ontology annotation, molecular function: protein binding.
AUGAGUGCCUAUUUAGGUUCUGAUGUACUCUCCGUAUCCGUUUCUGAGGACGGAUCGUCCGGCAGGGCACUCCUCUGGAACACGCGAGAGCGAGUCGUGCGACGCGAGCUGCAGCUCACUCGGCCAACAGGCGCUCAGCGACUAGGUAUAGGACGCGCUGCGGCCCCUGAGGUGUCGGGCUCGUUACGUGCUCAAACAUUUUGCCCUGUGCUUGCGUCGCCUGCUACCUGGGAUCGAUAUGUGUUUGGAGUGAACACCGGUCUCCAUAAGAGCUGCAUUAAAUUUUUCACGCUAGAGCGCGACUCGGAAGUCGCCCAGGUGACGCUGGGCGAGAACCUAACGGCCCUGGCGUGUUCCCACGGAGGCCACUUUCUAGCUGCGGGCACAGCGCAGGGUCUCGGGUACCUGUGGGACCUGCACACUGGAGUCCUGCUUGCGCCCAGUGCGGGAUCGGGACCAAGCAGUGCCGCCGCAAACACUGAAACCGGGCAUCAGUCGGCUGCCGCUUGGGAGCUGCAGCUUCUCGCGGUGACAACGCUGGUGUUCACUCUAGAUGAUGCGUUCCUUGUAACUGGAGGCGAAGACGGGAGUAUCACGGUUUGGGCGACAUCGGAGCUGUUUGCGGGGCAGACGCACCAACCAUGGCGCCGUUUCCCUGCGGUACAUGCUGGUGCAGUAGUUGCGCUCCAUCUGGGCGCUGCCUGGCAACUGCAUACCGCCCGAAUAUAUAGCCUCGGGCGAGACAGGACAUUGCGGAUUCUCGACUUUCCCACCGGCAUGCAGCUGGCGAACAUCCAUCUGAGUAUGCAAGGAACUAGCCUGGUGGUGGAUGACGUUUUCGAGAGGGCCGCGUACGUGGGUCACAUUACCGGCGAUGUGCUCCGCAUUUGUUUGCCGUCUUUGAGUCUUGAUUCAACGCGCACGCUGCUGAUCAAGAAACCGCUAGUCAAUCUCGAGAGCGACGGGCAUAGUGCCACCACAUCGACCUCGUGGCUUCGUGGCUUCACCGAGCGGGAUGUGCCAGAAAAGCGGGCUAUUCGCACACUGGCUCUCGUCGAGGAUGGCUCCAUACUUGCCUACGGUAACGAAAAUGGUAGCGUCGGGUUGAUUCAUCUGAACAGUAACGCCGUUGUUGCCGAGUUUCGGGGCCAGAAAGCGCACCGCAGCGAAACCGUCUACUUGGUGACUCGUAUCCCGCCAUCCGACGGUGCCGUGCCCCGGUGGCUCUGGCAGCGAGAUGUCUACGUGAACGAAAAGAAACGCCAGUGGUCUACCGGUGGUACGCGUCAUGCACCGCGGGUUGCGCCACGCUUUUCCUUGGAGUCGAAACCCUAUGGGGAAUCCUUCGAGCUGGUCGAUUCGCUGGCAACUCGUUCGACUGCUGUGGCAGCGGCAGCCGCUGGUGCUGCGAACGCCACAAACUCGGGCGAGACGGCGGAUGCGGCGAUCGUUCCCGCCCGUAAGCAUGAACGAGACCGUUUCGUUGCCUGGACUAGCGUCUGCAUGGAUAGGCUGCUUGCGCAACUAGACCAACGCGAGGAUACCUGA